AUGGCACCACACAAGACCGCACCACCCACAGUCACUCACCCCGCAUGCUGCACGGAGUGCUGCACUGACGGCACGGGCGGGCCGUGGGAGAGGCAGAAGAGAGCGCGCAGAGGCGGGGAGGGGCAGGGGGAAGGGAGAGGAGAGGAGGAUGGAGGAGGGUGGGGCGAGGAAGAGGAGGGGGGAGCGGAGGAGGAGGAGGGGAGCCAGCGGGAGUCGAAGAGGAAACAGCAGUUGGCAGAGCAGGCAGCGUGGAAGAACCGACCACACGGGCUGAACGCUGCUGACGUCACCUGGGGGGUUGCAUGGCCGGUGGGCGGAGAGUGGUAUGGGGUGCAUACGUUACUGGAUGGAGCGGUGGGGUUUGGGGCGAGCAGAGAAGAGAAGACAGCACUUGGUCGUGUGGAAGAAUCGACCACAGGGGCUGAACACUGCAGACGUCACCUGGAGGUAUGUUGGGGGAGUGGGGGGUUAUGCGGUGCAUGGGGGGAAGGAGUGGCGGGGUAUGCGGUGCAUGGGGGGAAGGAGUGGCGGGCUGCUGGCGGUGCUGCUGGUGCUGCUGGAGGUGCUCCUGGUGCUGGUGCUGCUGGAGGUGCUGCUGGUGCUGGUGCUGCUGGAGCUGCUGGAGGUGCUGGUGCUGCUGGCGCUGCUGGAGGUGCUGCUGGUGCUGGUGCUGCUGGAGCGGCUGGAGGUGCUGCUGCUACUGGCGGUGCUACUGGCGCUGCUGGAGGUGCUGCUGGUGCUGGUGCUGCUGGAGCAGCUGGAGGUGCUGCUGCUCCUGGCGGUGCUGCUGGUGCUGCUGGAGCUGCUGGAGGUGCUGGUGCUGCUGACGCUGCUGGAGGUGCUGCUGGUGCUGGUGCUGCUGGAGCUGCUGGAGGUGCUGCUACUACUGGAGGUGCUGCUGCUGCUCGCGGUGCUGCUGGCGCUACUGGAGGUGCUGCUGGUGCUGCUGGAGCUGCUGGAGGUGCUGCUGCUGCUGGCGGUGCUGCUGGCGCUGCUGGAGGUGCUGCUGGUGCUGGUGCUGCUGGAGCUACUGGAGCCGCUGGUCCUGGAGGGUGA
Messenger RNA from Closterium sp. Naga37s-1, 1056 nucleotides. Lineage: Eukaryota; Viridiplantae; Streptophyta; Zygnematophyceae; Desmidiales; Closteriaceae. The record is from the annotation of a GenBank genome assembly.